GCGAUGCGGGUGUCGCGACCACGCGUUCGCGGAUCGCGCCACGCGCCGGGCGCCGCUAGCGGCAGGACGUGCGACGCCGCCGCCGACUGGGAAGCGAGCUCUCGCCGCACCAGCAUCCGCUGGCUCAGUCGACGCUGCGCCCGCUUGGGCCCCGUGCGCCGGCUCCGCCCCUCCUUUGUCGGAUAUACGAGAGCGUCGAUCCCACGCGCGGUCUCUGGGUGCCCGGACCGCAAGAGCCGGUGGUUUCGGGACGAGAGGAUCGACAUCGUCAGCUGUGAGCCACGUUCCUGGCGGCAGUGGCUCCCUAAUUGGUGGGAAAAGCUCGUCAGAGGCCCCAAGCGGAUGCCAAUCCCAAUGUGCAGGUCAGAAAUGCCUCAUGCAUCAAUUGCUGUGUGCCCGCUGCUGGUGCCGUAGGAGGAACCAUGCUGUAACCCGGCGUAAUCUGAUUGGACGAACAACAAAGGAAAAACAAAUAAAUAAAACUUGGAGCACUACAUUUCUGGCGAUGAAGA
Dermacentor andersoni is the source of this 512-nucleotide messenger RNA. RefSeq lists its product as uncharacterized. The record is from RefSeq and is a predicted model, not a curated record. Lineage: Eukaryota; Metazoa; Arthropoda; Arachnida; Ixodida; Ixodidae.